Molecule: messenger RNA, 750 nt
Organism: Rotaria sp. Silwood1
Lineage: Eukaryota; Metazoa; Rotifera; Eurotatoria; Philodinida; Philodinidae
Source: the annotation of a GenBank genome assembly
AUGCAGCAUGAUUCAAGUGAAAUAAUUUAUAAUAACCAAUCUAAUUUCCUUGACAAUCGAUAUUCACUGACGAAUCCACCAUCAUAUGAAACAUAUGCUUAUCAACCAUAUCCAGGACCACCACCAUGCUCACCAGAUUCUAAACAAUCAAUCAACAAUACUGAGCAUACAGUAUCGAGUGCACAAUACUAUGGUCAUGUUCUAUUACAUCCACAAAAUAGUAUUCUGGUUGUACCUGCUCAUCAUAUAUUAAUGAACAAUCGAAGUGUAACAACAAUCACUUUACAACUUCGAGUAUUUUUUAUUCUUUCUGGUAUUGCUUAUUUACUAUGGGGUGCAUUAGCAAUUGGUUUAGAAAUCUCUCUUCUUCUUUAUUCUUAUUCAAUAUAUUAUCGAGGCAUAUUUUUAGGUUUUGUUAUGUUAGGCACAUCAAUUAGCAUGUUAAUUAUUGCAUUUCAAAUAUCUCAUUUGAUGAUUUAUAUGGUACGGUUAUUGUUUUUUCUUGUAAUUUUUUCUUUGCUUGGAAUCAUUUUAUCUGUUGCUGAUGUGUGUCUAUUACAAAAAUGUGUCAAUUCUGUGAGCGAGGACUUGUGUGAUGCACCAAUUGGAUAUACAUUAAAAGUGAUUAUUUUAAUCAAGUUUUUUAUUGUGACAAUUCAAACUGGAAUCAAUCUAUUGAUUGUUCGACGUGUAAAAAAGAAAUCGACAUCAAUGCCACCUGUUGCAAACACUUCAGACCAUCAAUAUUAA